UUUACAAAGCCCCUUAUUACAAAGUGGCGCCCAACGUGGGGCUCGAAUAAAAAACGCGUGUGUCAAUUUGUGCUAUAACCAAGUGCAAAAUUCCGCUAACCAGAGCCCAAACACUCAACAUGGCUAUCACAGCCGAGGCAGUCCAAGAACUAAUCCGGAACGUACAAAUUCCGCCUCAAACGAAGCAUUUCACACAUUGCCCUGCCCGUUUCAAUGGGACCAGAUCAGCUGAAGCAGUUAACGACUUUAUUGCCAGUACUGGCUUUUACAAAGAAACCGAGGACAUCAAAGACGAAAAUGCGCUGAGGGGUUUACCACUUCUUCUGGAGGGACCAGCCCACACCUGGUGGACAGGAGUAAAGAAUACCGUCAACACGUGGGAAGAAGCCAAAGAUCUUAUAAGGAACGAAUUCGCUCCUAGACCGCCGGUCUACAAAAUUUAUCAGAAAAUAUUUUCCGAACCACAGGACGUGGACACACCAACUGGUCUAUUUGUGUUCGAGAAAAGAGCCUUACUAGCUCAAAUCCACCCGCCCGACUCAGAGGCCCGCCAAAUCGACUUCAUUUACGGUCUUCUACGACACGAGAUACGUGACCGAACAACGAGAAGUUCGAUUACCAGCUUCUCACAAUUAUUACAAAUAAGUCGAGAAAUAGAAGAAUCUAUUAGAGAACGAAGUGAUGACAACAAGAGCCAACUUUCCACCGCACAAAAGGGGAAAGAAAAUCGGAAGACAGCAGGCAGAUGCGAAUUCUGUCGCGCUUUUGGACACAGCAUCGCCGUAUGUCGUAAAAAAGAAAAACAAGAGAAACUAAAACCUGGUAACAGCGCACAAACAGCAAAUACAGUACAAUGCUAUGGAUGCGGCAAACCAGGGGUAAUUCGCCGAAAUUGUGAAAACUGCAACCAAAAACCAGCGCCAGACACCGGAUUUUGA
Molecule: messenger RNA, 938 nt
Organism: Tribolium madens (black flour beetle)
Lineage: Eukaryota; Metazoa; Arthropoda; Insecta; Coleoptera; Tenebrionidae
Product: activity-regulated cytoskeleton associated protein 2-like
Exons: 1
Coding region: 120-938 (272 amino acids)
Source: RefSeq, a predicted model, not a curated record